This is a messenger RNA of Fusarium oxysporum Fo47, 668 nucleotides long. RefSeq lists its product as uncharacterized. Lineage: Eukaryota; Fungi; Ascomycota; Sordariomycetes; Hypocreales; Nectriaceae. Bases 148 to 552 code for a protein of 134 amino acids. The transcript has 3 exons. The record is from RefSeq and is a predicted model, not a curated record.
CUCAAACACAAUACGAUAACCUAUAUUAGGCCCCUCUUUUCUUCUACGGCUGAUGUUUUAAUAGAACAUACUGAAAUUGUAGAUAGCUGUUAUCUACCCUUGAACAAUCGCUCCUCUUAUAAUCAUACUUUGAAAACCCUCAGCACCAUGGCCUCCCGGGAGCUUCUCGUGGUGAUUCUAAACCAUACCAAUGAAGAACUCAACACCGAACCUGAAUGGCCAACUCUUAUCCACGGCCAAUUCAUAAAAGACGACGAUCUUCCACCACCGCAAACAAUACUCGCCGGUGAGAGCGGCAUGUUGCGCUGCAAAUCGAACCACUUGGGCGGAGGGGUCGAAGGCUCAAUUACGUACCGUGUCGUCGGAUUCGGACCAAGAAACGAAGUGACAUUUUCUUGGGGCGUGCCGUAUGUUGGUGUGAAUAAGUUUAGCGCUGCUUCUGCCAUCCCCAAUUUCCAGGUGCAAACUUUGGGUGGACAUGGUAAUCAGGCUGUUGUUGUCUUUGUAUUUGUCAAAAGGCAGAUAGAGGGAUGGAAGAUGGUGGGGUGUUAGCUGCUGUUGCUAAGUAUCCUCUGGAGUGUGCUGAGGGUCAUGUGAUGUGAUAAGAGGAUAUGUUAUUGGUUGAAUGAAUGCACUGUGUUUGUGGCGUCACACCACCAAUAUCUAUG